This is a messenger RNA of Arctia plantaginis, 1362 nucleotides long. The record is from the annotation of a GenBank genome assembly. Lineage: Eukaryota; Metazoa; Arthropoda; Insecta; Lepidoptera; Erebidae.
AUGUACUUUCCUGCAGCAAAUCUUUCACUCGGCCGAGAACAUCUAGUUAAUCAUGUUCGGCAGCAUACGGGAGAAACUCCUUUCCAGUGUGGAUACUGCCCUAAAGCAUUCACCAGAAAGGAUCAUCUUGUGAACCACGUUUCGGCAGCAUACAGGGAAUCUCCACACAAGUGUUCGUUCUGUACAAAGUCGUUUACCCGUAAGGAGCAUCUUACGAACCACGUGCGACAACACACCGGCGAGUCACCUCAUCGUUGCACCUUCUGCGCUAAGUCUUUUACAAGAAAAGAACAUCUUACCAAUCAUAUCAGACAGCACACGGGUGAAACGCCACACAAGUGCACGUACUGUCCGCGCGCGUUCGCUCGCAAGGAGCACCUCAACAACCACAUCCGCCAGCACACUGGCGUCACGCCGCACUCCUGCUCCUACUGCAACAAGAGCUUCACCCGGAAGGAACAUCUCGUCAAUCACAUACGACAACACACGGGCGAAACACCAUUCAAAUGCACAUACUGUGCCAAAUCGUUUUCUCGUAAGGAACAUUUGACGAAUCACAUAAAUCUUCAUACGGGAGAGACGCCGCAUAAGUGUCCCUUCUGCACCAAAACUUUCUCAAGAAAGGAACAUUUGACAAACCACGUCAGAAUUCAUACAGGCGAGUCACCACAUCGUUGUGGGUUUUGCCAGAAAACAUUUACACGAAAAGAACAUCUAACUAACCACUUAAAACAACAUACUGGCGACACUGCGCAUGCGUGUAAAGUAUGUUCAAAACAUUUCACCAGAAAAGAACAUCUUGUAGCACACAUGAGAUCGCACAGUUGCGGUGAACGGCCGCACACUUGUGGAGAAUGUGGUAAAUCGUUUCCAUUGAAAGGGAACCUUUUAUUCCACGAACGCUCUCACAAUAAGGCUAACGCCAAUAACGCUAACAGACCAUACCGGUGUGAAGUUUGCUCCAAGGAAUUCAUGUGUAAAGGACAUCUGGUGACGCACAGGCGAACCCACACGGAGCAGGGCGAGGGCGCGCCGCCCAGCGCGGAGGCGGCGCCCGAGCCUGACGACUGCACUGACUGCAAUAAGUGUAUCAAAGCAGAGCCCGAGCAUACUGACAGAAAACUCGAAAUCAGGACCUCUGUGGAUACUAGACCAGACGAAAAUAAUAUGGCACAGACUCAACAAAAUACUGCUAGUGCAGUAAUGCAAAUAACAAAUCAGCAAGUGCGAGUGGGCACUUCGAGCGCGGGCGUGGUGGCGGGCAGCGGCGCGGUGGCGGCGGCCACGUUCAGCCACGCCGUGAGCGCGCAGCACCACCCGGGCGCGGGCCUGGCGCACCACCCCGUGACGGUGAACUACUAG